Agrilus planipennis (emerald ash borer) is the source of this 763-nucleotide messenger RNA. RefSeq lists its product as uncharacterized. The record is from RefSeq and is a predicted model, not a curated record. NCBI's taxonomy places the organism in Eukaryota, Metazoa, Arthropoda, Insecta, Coleoptera, Buprestidae.
UUUAACUCCGUUCGCUCGCUAGAAACUCUCGCGGGCUAGGAAAAGUGCGUUGAAUUGUAAUGUUUUUCACCGGCUUUUCACCAAGUCGCUGUUUUGUCCUGCCUGGAUCCAGAAGCUGCUGCAAGUUAGAUUUCCGAUGGUGGUCGGAGUCGCGUCGCGUCGUCGUCGCGCCAGCAGUUGCGUCCGGGAUUCCGAUCGCUUCACUUCGAACUCGAAUGGUUCGUCGGCUUGCCGCAGCCUGUGGACCUCAACGCAUUUGAUACGUUUACGCCGCAAUAUCACACAAUCGUAGACAAGAUCCUACAAAGCCGCCGCCGUUCGUUCGCUUUAUUGACACUCGCUUCCUUUUACCACCGCUCACCCUUGACCGAGUUUUCCUUAAACAGCUUCACGAAAAAUGACCGGAAAAGGGAGAAUCCGCUCUGAAAACGUCGCAGUUUUUCCAGUUAAUGAAAGAAACACCAACGUUACCUGUGACAAGCGGUAAAAGGAUAUCACUGACAUAAUGACUCGACCGUUGAAGUGCGGCGAAAACAUGAGUGUAAUGGUUAAUAGUUAGCUUUACGAAACCAUUGACAGUCGCGAAAGCUUUUUGAAAAUUAAAUGAAUCGGGAUGGAAAUGCCUAUGUCUGUAGCUUAUUGUUAGGUGGGUGCGGGACUUGACAAAUAUUUAACAAAAAUGCCGUGGAUCAGAUCGUGCUUUUGUCAGGGCGAGAAAAAGAAGCCACCGACGAUUAGUUUGCCAAUUCAACUUCUUCUCAAU